GCUCGGAUCGUGGCCCCGGCCCGGCUGGCCAUGCUGGGGAUCCGCCGCGACCGGCUGCUUCUCCUGCUGCUGCUCGCGGCGCUGCUGAGCGCCGACGUCUACUUCCACCUCUGGCCCCAAGUGCGGCAGCGGCUGGCCGGCGACGAAGCGGGCCAGGCGGGGGGCUGCUCCUGCCCGGUAGAAGCCGCUGCGGGCUCCCGCCUCCAGCCGCCGCCGCCGCCGCCAGGCAGCACGGAGAAGAACCGGGCGGAGGAAAGCAGCCCGGCUUGCGGCUCCAAGCUGAGGAGGCUCUUCGCACACCCCCUCUACAGCGCCCCCCAGCGGUCGGCCGAGAUGCUGCUCAGCAGGCAGGAGACGCUGCGCUAUUACCGCCGGAAAGUAGCCCGCUGGAACAGGAGACACAAAAUUUACAGAGAGGAGCGCAACCUCACCUUGGACUCACUGAUACAGCUCAAACAGGAAGCAAGCUGGCUGCAGUUCCACCUGGGAAUCAAUCGCAAUGCAUUGUACCCACAGUCCAGCCCUGCUGUUGACCAGCUUCUCCAGGACAUGCCACAUUUCAGCACCAUUAGCGCUGAUUACAGUCAGGACGAGAAAGCGUUGCUAGGUGUUUGUGACUGCACACAAAUCGUAAAACCCAGUGGAGUGCAUUUGAAAAUUGUUCUACGGUUUCAGGACUUUGGGAAAGCUAUGUUCAAGCCUAUGAGACAGAAACGAGGAGAGGAGACUCCAGAAGACUUUUUCUAUUUUGUUGACUUUCAGAGACACAAUGCAGAAAUAGCUGCUUUCCACCUUGACAGAAUACUGGAUUUCCGUCGUGUCCCUCCAGUGGUGGGGAGAUUGAUUAACAUUACAAAGGAAAUUUUAGAGGUUACUAAGAAUGAAAUCUUACAAAGUGUCUUUUUUGUUUCACCUGCUAGCAAUGUGUGUUUCUUUGCCAAGUGUCCUUACAUGUGCAAGACAGAAUAUGCUGUAUGUGGGAACCCUCAUCUGCUUGAAGGAUCUCUUUCUGCUUUCCUGCCAUCCCUCAACCUGGCUCCAAGAAUCUCCAUCCCAAACCCAUGGAUCCGAUCCUACACCUUUGCUGGAAAAGAGGAAUGGGAAGUGAAUCCACUUUAUUGCAACACAGUGAAGGAGGUUUACCCUUAUAGCAGCGGCAGCCGGCUACUCAAUAUCAUUGACAUGGCAGUAUUUGACUUCUUAAUAGGCAACAUGGACCGUCAUCAUUAUGAGAUGUUCACAAAGUUUGGGGAUGAUGGCUUUUUGCUUCACCUAGACAACGCAAGAGGAUUUGGGAAACACUCCCAUGAUGAAAUCUCCAUACUGGCUCCGCUCAUACAGUGCUGCCUAAUAAAGAAGACAACAUUAUUACGGCUGCAGCUCUUAGCUCUGCCAGACUACCGACUCAGUGAUGUUAUGCGGGAAUCUUUGCUUCAGGACCGCCUCACUCCUGUGCUCACAGAACCACAUCUUCUGGCACUGGAUAGGAGGUUACAGAUAAUCCUGAAGACUGUGAAGAAAUGCAUAGAGACCAAUGGAGAAGACCUAGUUGUAGCUAACUUUGAGCCUUUAGAGCCACCUGCAUUUGACAGAACAUGAUGAUCACGUUUGAAACCCAAGCAGAAACAGGGACACGAACUUUGUUGAUUAUUCUCAUAUAUCCAGGAAAAUUGGAUUGGCAUGGGCAAGGUCUCUGGAAGGUCACAAGAUAUGAACUGAGCUACUGGGAGUGUAGUGGGAGCUGCAACUUUGGUACCUUCAUCUCCACUACCAGUUUUCUUUGUGCCUGUACUGCAGGAGACUCCAAAAUCCCAGUAGUAUGUAACUGCAAACCAUGCUGUUUGCAUGCUGGUGUACGUAAUGAUCUGUUAAGGCCCCUGAAGUGCAAUAUUAGACCUACGGAAGCUUGAAUAAGGCGGAAGUAUGCUUAAUGUACGUUGGCAUACACACCUAUCUCAAACUUUAGGAGAACAUAUGAAACUUAGCAACAUCCAUAUUAAAACUAACAGGAGUGAUAGACCCUGGCU
This is a messenger RNA of Heteronotia binoei (common prickly gecko), 2027 nucleotides long. RefSeq names its product FAM20A golgi associated secretory pathway pseudokinase (gene FAM20A). NCBI's taxonomy places the organism in Eukaryota, Metazoa, Chordata, Lepidosauria, Squamata, Gekkonidae. Gene Ontology annotation, molecular function: protein serine/threonine kinase activator activity. The coding region runs from base 31 to 1599 and encodes 522 amino acids. The record is from RefSeq and is a predicted model, not a curated record. The transcript has 11 exons. Gene Ontology annotation, cellular component: Golgi apparatus.